ACUUCCGGUGUUAUCCGGCGGGCUGGAUGAAAGCAGGAAAAGCGCGCUCCAUCAUAUAUUCGCCUUAUACAGGCGGAUUUAUGUUUUUACUUACAGAUUACGGUAAAAACGCGCCUUUAUAAAUUUAUAUAUGUAUUUCCCCGGAGAUUUAUAGAUUGUCGCUGUUGUUUUUUGUUUGUUAAUCUUUCGGUGGUUGCUGAAUAAAAGGCGAAUUUUAGUUUCACAUUUCCACUGGACAUGGACCGUCCAUCUAGGAAGUCAAAGGUUGUGAACUACUGUGAAUUCAAAGACCUAGAUGAUGAUGAGGAUUUUGCGUGUUCAAAAGCACCACCCAGCAAAAAGCCCAGAGAGGAAAUUAGACAGGAACAGAAGAAAUCUUCAGGACGUUCCUCCAGUCAGGAUAAAAAUCCAAAAUCUGAUCAGAGCGAGAAAAGCAGGAAACCGCUGGAUGAGAAGUUGUAUGAAAGAGAUCUUGAAGCAGCCAUCACUCUUUCUUUACUCAAUAACUCAGAUGGUUUAAAGGAAUCCCCCAACAUGGAGGUAAAAGUUCAAAGCCCGAUUGAUGAAAACACAGACCCAGCUUCUUUGCUGUUGUCCAACUGCAGUGUUGAUGGAGCAGUGUUGGGCCUCGAUGAUAUCACAGUAGAGAAAGGAUCACCAGCCGCUCUCAAACUUAGAAAGACUUCGCCUAGAUCCUCUGAGGUGCAGAGAAAGAAGGACGAAGAUGAAGACUACAGACCCAAACAGGCGGCAGAUUCAGAGAGCGAUGAAGAUUUCAACGAGUCUGCUGAGAGCGAGGAUGAGGAGUUUACAGUGAAGAAAGCCAGCAAAGCUAAAAGGAAGGAGAAGGUGACCAAAAAAGACAAAACCAAACCAAGUCCUGCUUCCAGAACAGAAAAGAAACAAUCCAGAGUUUCUCAGUCCAAACCACCUGCAGCAGCAGUUUCCACCCUGGGGAGAAGCCCCCCAGCAGCCAAACUGGCCCCCAGUAGGCCAUCUUCCCUGAGCACAGCUUCCACUGUGAAGCCUGUCAGCUCUCUGAGCCCAGCAGGGGGCAGAAUUCCCAAGUGGAACCCACCAGCUCAGAUCGGGAAAAGUCCAAACUCAUCCCAGACUCCGGCUGUGAAGUCUCCCAGCGCCGGUCUGAGACUAGGACUGUCCCGCCUCGUCCGAGUCAAACCGCUCCAUCCGAGCCUUGCUACUCACUAGAUAAUCUGUCCUGUAUGUGUGUGUGUGAGUGUGUGUGUGUGUUGAUGAAUGCUGUCUAGAUUUUAAUCAAACCUUCAGAUGUAUUAAUUUCUGUGUUUGUUUGUUUAUUUUUUCAACUCAAACAGGAUGAUUUCAGAAAUAUUUUUAUUCUGUUUUUUAGCCUGUAGUCAGAUGUCUCUCAUCUCUGAUUAUAUUGAGUUUUGGUUUCAUUGUAUCUUUGGAAAACCUUUGUAAUGCUUGUAUAUUCUGUACAGAAACACAAAAUAAAGUUCAAGGCAUUCAUUGC
Molecule: messenger RNA, 1495 nt
Organism: Cyprinodon variegatus (sheepshead minnow)
Lineage: Eukaryota; Metazoa; Chordata; Actinopteri; Cyprinodontiformes; Cyprinodontidae
Gene: rad51ap1
Product: RAD51 associated protein 1
Exons: 9
Coding region: 238-1209 (323 amino acids)
Biological process (GO): double-strand break repair via homologous recombination; interstrand cross-link repair
Molecular function (GO): double-stranded DNA binding; single-stranded DNA binding
Source: RefSeq, a predicted model, not a curated record